AUGCCAGAGUUUAUCAAUACAUUGCGAGCAAGAGGUGUUGUGGAUAUACAUCUAUUCUCAUUCAGUGAUAGGAACAAGUUGAGACUCAAUCACAUUGCCCUAAGUCACUUGGUCAUUGACGACUUUGAUGAAGAAGAUUACAGAUUGGAGCCAGACUCACUGCCCCCAACACUUGUUUCACUCAGUAUACAACGUGAGGCCUAUAUCGAUCCUGCCGCCUUACCACCAUCACUCAAGUCCCUAAGUCUGUCCGAGUUCCCAAAUGAUCAACCGAUUGAUUGUUCCAAGCUCCCAUCAUCGUUGACCAAGCUGGUCCUUGACCACUGGCCCACGCAUGUUCUAGACAACCUUCCUUCCGGUGUCACCACCCUAGACAUCUACAGAUCAAUGAAACCUUUCGUGAUCAAGCACACACCAUUGCAAUAUCUUCGCACAGUACACUCGAGCCUGACAAUCGUUGGAUUCAUCAACAGUGAUGAGGAUGGUGAUCAAUCAAUAGACUUGUCAACAUUGCCGUCAUCAUUGAGGUCUCUGGCAAUGCAUGUUGAUCGACGUAUCAUCGGACUUCCUUGUGGACUGGAGAAGUUAGAGUUAACAUUCAACAAGAAAGACUAUGGACUGCCUAAAUGUGUGCAGCUCACCAACGUCAACAGUCUCACAGUCAUAUACUACCAACGUCCACUCGAGCCCAAUGACAUCCCAACGACCGUAACAGAGUUGACAUUACAGAGUUACUCUCAACAAUUUGAUCCAGCAGUGUUACCAACAUCAAUACGCAAGUUGACAUGGAGUGGUGGUGCAUACUUCAACAUCAGACAUCUGUUACAUUAUCUACCAUUGACAAUCUUAGAGUUGGACCUCAAUCACUCAUUGUUCAAUCUACUUCGUAUCUCUGACACGUUGUUCUUCAACAGGCAACACUUUACAAUCAACUCUGGAUUCAUCGAUAUGACGACGAUCCAAUCAAUGGUGACCGCAGAUAUUACUCUUAGGUGA
Messenger RNA from Acytostelium subglobosum LB1, 996 nucleotides. RefSeq lists its product as hypothetical. Bases 1 to 996 code for a protein of 331 amino acids. NCBI's taxonomy places the organism in Eukaryota, Evosea, Eumycetozoa, Acytosteliales, Acytosteliaceae. The transcript has 2 exons. The record is from RefSeq and is a predicted model, not a curated record.